AUGAGUGGGGCCAAGCUGGUUAGGACAGAGGUGAGUACCCAGCCAUAGAAGAGUAGGAUAGUUGAGUGGUUUAGAGAACAAGGAAUGUGGUAUCUGGUGCACCUGAGAAUGGCAGCCCUGAGGAAGCUCCUGCUUCUGGGGGAGGAGAGAGGAGCAUAACAGCUUAAAACAUGAACUCCCCACAUUAGGAGAGUGGUUUCCAGUGGUUCCAAGCUGGAGUCAGCAUGUGCUGGACUCCUCGGUUUGACCAUCAGCUCUGGCUGAGGAGGGGAAGGUAGAGAAGAUGUGGGUGACUGGAGAGGGGGCCUGUGCAAGGUCAGAAGGGAAGUUCCAUGGAACUAAAAGGCAUCCCAGGUCUUGUAGCUAGAGAAGGACAUGUUUGGCAGUUGUCACUAUUUAACAGGAAUGGUUCCUAUUUUCUGGAACUUGUCUCUGGCAAAGCACUGUCCCUGCCUUGCCUUUGGGAUGGGCGUUGUUGAAACUGUCUUAAUUAUGAGUUGCUUUUGCUCAGCAGCAUCCCCAAGACUUCUAAACAUCUCUCACACACCUCAUCUUUAACACUGACACAUGCUGAUGUCGCUCACAUUCAGCAUUUGAGAACAUGUUGUUGGACUCAGGAUUUCUCACAAUAUUUGCACCUUCUUGGCUUUUAAAGAUUGCUGGGCAGUCCCAUUUUAUGCCUGGAUUUUAUCUACUGCUGGGUUAUCUUUUCUUGAUGUUAUCAUUUUACUGAGUUGUUGCAUAAUCUGUUUUAUUAUGUAUGCUGCCUGUUGAGUCAGCCACCAGAGAGACACGGCUGUUUCCUUGGUCUUACUCCUGAAACAAGGUAUCUAAGCAGUUAAAGUUUUUCCCCAUCAUGGCAGGAAAAGCUUCCCCUCCUAACUUUCUGAGUGACACCUCUGCGGGGAAAGGAACUGGCUAUGUGUCUACAAUUUGCAAGCUGUUGAGAAACCUGAAGUUUUUCUCAUGGGACAGACGUCCAGCAGCACCCUCUUGGCCUAAGGCUCUGCAUCCUCUAGCGGACAGCAAGACCUUGUUCCCACAGAGGUAGUAGACCUAGGUCUCAGAGAUAACACAUGGCUGAUAUGCCUUCAUUUCCCCCCCAACCUGCAUUAUUUGUAAAAAGCACUGUUGCUGUUCAACUAGUGAACCAGGGGGAAAUGGGGCACCUCAUGCUUAGGGGACAAAUUUGCCCCUCCAUUCUCUCCGUCCAGCUUUUACAACCCUCCCCAGACUUACCACAUCCCAUUCCUUGAGUGUUUUUUGCCUGGUUGGGAAGUGUCCUUGAAUUGUGAUACUGGUUCUUGCUUAACUUGGAUGGGGGAAUCUAUGUGUGCACAGAAUCCUCUGUAUUUUCUGCAGCUAGAAAGUGCAAAAGUAAGAGUUCCAUCUUUUGCUCUGUUCAUCUUUGCUCCUUUUGACUUUGAACAUGACUCCGGUUAGCAUGUGCCCCCAGAACAUUGCUCAUGAUGGAAUGAGACCCUUGGGUUACAAAUGUUCCCCACCCUGCUGCUAGAAUUUUUCCUCCCUGACAUCAUUUCCUUUAGGCAUAGGCCAGACACAGUUUUGCCACCAGUAAAAACUAGGCAAAAACUACACACUUCCUUUUUACUGCUUUCCAUAAACCACAAAGCCCCCUUUUCGUGGAUUUAAGAUUCCCCCCACAACUUUUUUUUAAUAAAUAAAUGUAGAAUUCAAAAUAAAAAUGUAUCUGGUUUGGUUAUACAUUAAAAACUUGAAGCCCCGAAAACUUGAUGUGGAAUUCACUGGUGCAGCUCAAGGACAGCAUUUGGCAAAUUUGGAAAGAAUCAGCCAGUUCGGCUGUUUGUAUUCUGCAAAUAAUUCAGCAUCCUUAGAUUUCAGUAUUUUCAAGAGAGUUUCUAGCUCUCGUGGUUAAGAAAAUAAAUUUGAAACUGUUGCUUUGUUGCAAUAGAUACCUUCCCUCUCUCAAACAAAUGGCCAGGUUUGGAACUUGUUGGCAAUAGUAGAACUAUGGAUGAACUGAGGGAUGCAGGUGGCACUGUGGUCUAAACCACUGAGCCUCUUGGGCUUGCCGAUCAGAAGGUUGGUGGUUUGAAUCCCCACGACAGGGCGAGCUUCCGUGGCUCGGUCCCAGCUCCUGCCAACCUAGCAGUUCAAAAGCACACAGUAGAUAAAUAGGUACCACUGUGGCGGGAAGGUAAACUGUGUUUCUGAGCACUCUGGUUUCCAUUUUGGUGUUCCAUUGCACCAGAUGCAGUUUAGUCAUGCUGGUCACAUGACCCAGAAAGCUGUCUGUGGACAAAUGCCAGCUCCCACAGCCGGAAGCAAGAUGAGCGUCACAACCCCAUAGUCGCCUUUGACUGGACUUAACCGUCUAGGGGUACUUCACCUUUACCUUUAUGGAUGAACUUGAGCAUGUCCCAAUGUCUUUCAGGUUAAUGUGCUGCCUCAAUAAUGUUUGUGAUAGAGGCAACCAGGCCCCUUUAAGGCUCUUACUGUUAGCACUGGCUCCAAGAGCAAAGGAUUUGCUUCUAGUAUCCAUAAGAUCUUAAUAGAAAUUGUGACAGGCCUCCUUACUGGACUGAAAGAGGUCUGGGAGAUACAUAUGGGUGAGCAGAGUGAUGAAGUGAAAUGUACAAAUCUAUGGUUUUCCCAACCAGGGAAGUAACUGUCGAUUUAAAAUUAGCCAUAAGUGGUAGAGAACUCCAUGACAACUAUUGCCUAUGGAAACUAGCACUCACUCCAGGCCUUGGAGGGUUAAGCCACCUGGGAGACCCUCCCAGGUACGAGCUGGUUUUUUUGUUUGAGUUCAUAACUUAAUUCUAAGAAGAAUCGCAUCUGGGGCAACAGACAAGCUCUGCACAGGCCUGAACAUUUCUUCUUGUACUUCUUUGGCGAUCAUUCGUAGCUGAGUAAGAUUGUCUUCCAUAAACCCGGUUUUAACAGUGGACCCAUAAGUGACUAUAGGGGCCAGUUCUGGAUCCAUACAUCCUUCCACAGUGGGGACAUAUGUUUCCAGGCAGGAAAUGAUCAUGGUAAGGGUUUGCCAAGCGUGCCUUCCUCUUAGCACAUUUCUCCCUUUCGUCCUGACUUCAAGCAUCUUCAAAGCUUGUGAUCCCUUUGGUAAAGGCUGUUCUCCAGUUGGAGCACUCACAGGCCAGUGUUUCCCAGUUGUCAUUGUUUAUACUACUUUUUUUUAGAUUUGCCUUGAGAGAGUCUUUAAAUCUCUUUUGUUGACCACCAGCAUUACACUUUCCAUUUUUGAGUUGGUAUGGAUGUGGUGCUAGAGACACUUAUUACCACUUACUAUGUUGUGAUGAGGGCAGGAAUGAGACAAUGAUAUCGUGUAACCCACACUCAGCCCAUGGAACACACAUUUGCUGGACAGCAUAUCUUCAACAUGUCUUUUGCUCUCUUUAAUUGCAGCAAGUGCCGCAGCACCGACAGUCUUCCCAUUGCCUCCCUGUAGCCAAGACUCCUCUACUGCCUCUCAGGUCUCCAUAGGUUGUCUGGUCUCUGGCUACUUUCCUGAACCGGUCACAGUACAGUGGAAUUCGGGAGCCAUCUCCAGCGGCAUCCGAACCUUCCCUGCACUAUUGGAUUCAUCCAGUGGCCACUACACUCUCACCAGCCAGCUCACCAUCCCAACCAGCACCUGGGAAUCGGAGAAGUUCCAAUGCAAUGUCACACAUGCAGCUACCGGCUUCACAGCCAACAAAGACAUUGAGCGUGAGUCUUUCUGGGCUUUGGUUAUCUGCUUGCUUUUUAACUCUCAAAUGGGCAAUCAAUGCGCUUAAAGAAAAUAAAGUAAAUUACUUGGGUGGAGAGAGAGGGGCAAUAGAUGCAAUAUUUUUGGGUAGUAUUAUUGUCUCAUUUCAAGGCACAUUAAGCAUGGCAGGCACCAACAAAAAGAAAAAUGUCUUUGCCCAACAAGGCUUACAAAUGAAAUAUAGGGGUUGGAGUGGAGAGAACGAGUUUGGAAUCCUCCAUUCACUACCAACAAUGGUAUAAGAAAAAGUCAGGUUGCAGCAUUUCGGAUUUCAGUUGUCAGCGGCAAGUUGGAGCAUCAUCCAGCAGCAACCUUUUGGAAUACAUUUCAAGGUUAGAUUAAUUUAGAGGGAUUUGUGGCCAUUUAUAGAUCAUUCUUCUUUGGAGCAAUUUUACCAAAACACAAAACAUACACACACAUGUGAAUGGCAUUCAUGACCCCUCAUUUUAAUUCAUUAUAUGAGUUGUCAACCUGCAGAACCAGUGAAAUGACUUAAGUUCUGGGGUGGUUGGCUGUUCCUACGGCCCACUCACUUGUAAUGUUGGAAGGAAUGGUUAGGAUUGAUCACCCUGUGCCAAGGCAAAGCAUGAUAGCUACAGGGGGGAGGCAAGCUUUGAAAAGGGAUACGGAGUGGGGGGAAAGUGCCUUGAUGAGAAGGUGAGGCUGUUCAUAACUUUGGGAUCAGCAUGUCAAAAGGUGGGGAGGAUGAUAACAGGAGAACCAAAAGAGGCAAAUUGCAGAUGAACUAGUAGCUACUUAGACCUCAAAGCUUACGUGGAGAGGGAAAUAGGUGGCAAAGUGAAGCUCACUAAGACAUGGGGAAGGGGGAUAGAUCACAAACAAAUGGUAUGAAUUCCCCUCACAUAUGGAUGGGAGAGAAUAUCAGUUCAGUUAAGAUUUAAAUAUGAAUCAACCUAAUUCACAACAAAACUUGAAUGAAACGCAGCCAUCCUUUCAAAUUCACACUUAUCCGAAUUUUGCAAAGCAGUUCUCCAGCCAAGUACAGUAGUGUGUACAAAAAUGCAUCUACUAGGGAAAGAUGUGCACAAAAAUGGAUAUAUUAGUAUAAAUAACAUAUAAAAAAGCAUUAUAUCAGGAGCACUGCUUAGCAAAAAUGUUUAUAUUAGGCAAGAUAGUAUGUAAAGACAGCAUGUUAGGAAAAAAUUAGAUUAAAAUGCAGAUGAAUUUUCAUAAGUACUUAUUUUAGAAAUAUUUGUAUAGAGAUACGGAGAAUGGGGGGGUGGGGGACUGAGAGAAAUCAAAAUUGACAAGUUAACCCAUCCCUGCCUUCCCAUAACUUAUACCCCUCCAGACUCUCCUGCGAAACCAGCAGUGGUCCCAGAAGUCCGCCUGCUCCAUUCCUCCUGUGAUCCCAGGCAUGCCACCAUUGAGCUGCUCUGCAUUAUCUCCAGCUUCUACCCCAGCAGGGUGACGAUAGAGUGGCUAGUGGGUGGGCAACCUGGGUUGCUAUCCUCGGUCACAGCACCACCCAGGAAGGAUGCCCACGGAUACACCUUCAGUACCACAAGCACAGUCAAUGUUAGCAAAGAAGACUGGCAGGCUGGGAAUACCUACCACUGCCAGGUGUUCCACGAAGCAACCCAAACCAAAUUGAAAAGCAAAGCCAAGAUAUGUGAAGGUAGGAAAGGUUGACUGAGCUGGCACUUGUGUUUUCCUCUGUUUUGGUGGGCAUGGACUGGAAUGCAAGGGGGAGGAUGACAACAGCUUCGAGGUUACAGAGGGUCCUCUCAGGGGCUAAGCAUUUCAAGAUAGUGUCCUUCCUAAUUCAUACACACACAGACAGACAGACAGACACACAGUGGUAACUCGGUUUGGGAACUUAAUCCGUUCCGGAAGUCUGUUCUUAAACCGAAACCGUUCUUAAACCGAGGCGCACUUCGCCUAAUCAGGCCUCCCGCCACCGGUGCCCUUCCACUGUUUGGCUUCCGUUCUUAGACCGAGGUAAAGUUCUCAAAACGGGACACUACUUCCGGUUUUGCGGAGUUCAUAAACCGAAUCAUUCAUAAUCGCUCCCCACAUCAAAUGGGGGUGGGGUUUGUGUGGUUGCGCACAGCCCCCCCCCCAUCCUACGCAGCUUACUAAAAUACAACCUGGCUUUGCCCCCUCCCACGCUGGAUACCUGGAGGUUCCCGCCUAACCUCAGACAGUUAACUAAUCCCAGCGGGGGAGGGGCAUUGCCAGGAGAGUUGGCCAGGUAGGGUGGGACCGCCCUGCCCGCACAAUAGAGGGUGGAACUUACAUGGGAGUCCUCUUAAACCGAGGUACCACUGUGUGUGUGUGUGUACAUGUACAUAUACGUAUACGUAUACAUAUAUACACACAGUAUACACAUACACAGUAUACAUACAUACAUACAUACAUACAUAUGCUCUGCUUUCUAUUAUGGCCCAUUGAAAUAAACCUUUUCCCAUUGACUGCAGUGUACACAUGACCUUAAUAGUAGAGUAGUUAUUUUCCAUUUCUACUGGAAGCAGGACUCAGGGAAGACAUAGUGCAGGGGACAUCAGAGUGCCCCAGAUGUCCAUGAAAAGUCUUGGCAAAUAUGCUAUCCUCUUCAGGGUCAGAGGACAUUUUCCAUCCUCUACAACAUGUAGUUUGAGUCAGUGGUGUAAACCUUCUCCUGGAUAGAACAAUGAAUCAUAGAAUCAUAGAAUCAUAGAGUUGGAAUAGACCACAAGGGCCAUCGAGUCCAACCCCCUGCCAAGCAGGAAACAAUGUAGUCUUGAUAGCAGAAACUGAUGUUGUAGAAGAGGGUGAUAGGGAACUGUUUGUUCCUGCUCAUUAUUCACAAUGGAAUAUGGAGGGUGACAGGGAACUAUUUUUAUUUUAUUUUUUGCUUGGUUACUGACAAUGGAAUAUGGAGCUUUUAUUGAUUCUCAGACACCCAAGGGCACCAAAUGCCAGCUUCUUUCCUUUAAUACAUGUACCAGGUGUGGAGUUAUUGAUUCCUUUUACUCUGCAGCAAGGAAUGCCCUUCUUAACAGGAUGCAUGCAAGCCCCUAAAACAGCAGGGAGGGGAGGGGCGGUUGGAGAAGUAACAUGACGUUUGUAUCCCCAGAUAAUACCGAUUGCCCCUCCGCUGGCAUUAGCGUGCGAAUCAUGCCCCCAACCGCAAAAGACUUGUACAUAAACAGAGACCCUACGCUCACCUGUGUGGUGGAAAAUCUGGAAAAUGCAGACGGGCUGAAAGUCACCUGGUCACGGGCAAAUUCAGGACCUGUGAGCCCAGGUUUAUUGGAAGUGAAAGAAGAGCUUAAUGGAAAGUACACCGCGACCAGCUCCCUCCCUGUCACAACGUGGCUGCAGGGUGAGGAAUUCACCUGCAAGGUGGAAUAUCCAGGCUUGACUGCUCCCAUCACUAAGACCAUUGCCAAGACAACAGGUAAGGGGGGGAACAGAGUUGGUCUCCCAUCAUGGGGCUGGUUUCCUUGUGUUCCAGCAGGAAAGAGAAUACUUAAACACACAGCACCACUUGGCUCAUCUGCGAUUUACACUGCGGACACACUUUGCAAUCUCACACAGUCUGGUGGGGCUAUUGUGCAGGUUUGCACAAUCAUUCUACACUUGUCUCUGCUCACAGGUUUUUAUGGUGCUUGAGAAACCUGCAAUGCAUGCUUUUUAUCAGAAGGCAACACUGGGACUAUUUCCAUCUCCAGCUAAGGAUCCUUCUAACCCCUGAAUCUGUCUAUUGAUAGGUAGAUGAAGGAUUGAGCCAGUUCUGUUGAGGGCAGUUCAUUAUCCUUGCCCUGGUGGCCUAAUCCAUACAUUUAAGGAGGUACCUGGAAAGAACAAUGUGGGAACUUGAGCAUACCAAUACUUUCUCAGGAAAGACUGGGAUUCUCUGUGUUAUGGGCCCCCUGUGUAUAUCUGUUAAGAGAAAGUAGACUGUGUAAAAUCUCUGCUAUCUUGGUUUGGUACCUUAUGUAUUCAUCCAGCUCCAAGAAGCCCAACCCAUGUUGCACUUCUUCCUACCCAGGUCCACGUGCACAAGAGCUUCAGCUAAAUGCAUUCUAGCUUGUUAAUGUUGUCGCUGAGGAUUUACUCUGUCUACUGUACUUGAAACUGUUUUUCAAGCCAUUUGGCAGAUAAUAAUCAGCACUCCUGUCCAAACCACAAGCCCCAGGAUUCUCUUGGGGAGAAGCCAUGACAUUCAAAUUGUAACAGGAAUUGCAAUAUGGAUAGAUUAAUUUCUAAAACUUUGUUUGCUGUGCUAUUUAUGAAUGUGAAUGCCACCAGAGAAGGCAGAGCUGUUCAUUUAUUUAUUUAUUUAUUUAUUUGUACAUACAUACAUACAUACAUACAUACAUACAGGUUUCCCCAGCCACUCUGGGCAGCUCCCAACAGAAUAUUAAAACACAAUAAAACAUCAAACAUUAAAAACUUCCCUAAACAGGGCUGCCUUCAGAUGUCUUCUAAAAGACAGUUGUUUAUUUCCUUGACAUCUGAUGGAAGAACGUUCCACAGGGCGGGUGCCACCACCAAGAAGGCCCUCUGCCUGCUCCCGUCCCUUGCAACUUCACUUCUCACAGGGAGGAAACCACCAGAAGGCUCUCGGCGCUGGACCUCAGUGUCUGGGCAGAACAAUGGGGGUGGAGAUGCUCCUUCAGGUAUACUGGGCUGAGGCCCGUUAUGGCUAUCAAGGUCAGCACCAACACUUUGAAUUGUGCCCAGAAGCAGGGUGCCUGUGUAUAUCAUGGAGACAAGCAGUGCUUUUUUUCUAGAAAAAUAAGUGCCAUUACUCACCAUUAAGUGAUUACAGUUAAGUGCCAUACUUUUUAAAGACAAAACAGAAGGUGCUGGUACUGUGUACCCUUGAAUAACCCCCCCCCGGGGGGGGGAGAGCACUGUUUCCUGACCAGAAAGAAGAGCACAGGUAGACUCUGGGGAAAUCCUCGUGCAGUUUCAGAUAAUAUGAUGGGCCUUUUGGGAUCAUUAUUGGGAAUGUAUUGCGGCAUCCACUAAAUGGUUCUAAUCUUAAUCACUGCUGGCACAUCUUUUCUCUCAUACAUUCCCCCACCCCAAAAAAGGCAACAUAAAGGCUCCCAAGGUGUUCCUCUUCUCCCCACACAACGAGGAAAUCCGUGCUCGGCCACCAAUGCUGACGCUCACCUGCCUGGUGACAGGAUUCACCCCAAAAGAAGUUUCUAUCCAGUGGCUGAAGAAUAACAAUGCCAUGCCUGAAGAUCACCAUGUCAACACGCCAGUCAUGAAGGACAAGAGCAACAACUCCCACUUCAUCUACAGCAAGCUGACAAUCCCAUUCUCUGACUGGAACAGUGGAAUCCCUUUCACUUGCAUAGUUUACCACGAAGCCCUCCCUAUGAAGUUCACCCAGAGGACCGUGGAGAAAACCCAGGGUAAAAAAUGAUGGCCAUGCCUCCUAUGGCACUGUAACCUCUUCAGCCUCUCCCGGAUUUUCCUCUAGCAUUGUCAGAUAAACCUGUGUAAAGGUCUUCCAUGCAUGCAUGCAUGUUUGGCCUAUGGCUGAAUAAAAGAGAACUAACUCAGAUAUAUCCCAUGUUGUGGUCACUUGCAGGAGAAUCGAUGACUGGGGUGGGGUGGGUGGGUUCUGGAAAGCAAGGAGAGAACGGAUUUAUUAAGUGGGUCUUCAUGAUAUUGGAAGGAAAAUGUAUUCGCCAUUAUCAGAGCUAUGCCAUGGGGAGCAGAGAGGUUGCAAAGGUCUGAUGUCAGUAUAUGUGUAGUUUUACUGCUCAUAACAGGCCUCUGAUAUGUGCCAGAAGUGAGAGGGUUUUGGUCCAAAGACACUCAGUGAGCUUCAUCUAGAUCAGCGGUUCUCAACCUGUGGGUCCCUAGAUGUUGUUGGACUACAACUCCCAUCAUCCCUGAGCUCUGGCCUUGCUAGCUAGGGAUGAUGGGAAUUGUAGUCCAACAACAUCUGGGGACCCACAGGUUGAGAAAGGCUGAUCUAGAUAAAUGGUGAUUUGAAUCUGGGUCAAAUUCCACUGGGCUCAAGUCCAAUAUCCUGUCAUCUGCUCCACACUGGCUUCCCUCUGUACAUGUCUAUACACAGGAAGCUGCUCUCUUUUUAAUGUCUGGUGCUGAAAACAGCUGCUAUAACAUUGAAGAGGAAUAUUUAUGUAUCCUCCUCUCCCACGAAGAUUCUGUUGCAGAUUCCCCUCAACCUCUCCCAUCACAACCACCAGCAGCUCCAUCCUUUUGUCAACUGUUACCAGGCCUCUGUUCCUCAAUGGUUCAAACUAGUCAAUUGUGGCAGAGCUGUGGAGUUCACUGCAGGCCCAGAAACAGUAUUAUAACUCAGUGUUCCAUGUAUUAGAAGCUGAUAGAUAACAUUACAGCAGGAAAAGAAGCUGUGGAGGACAGUGUAAACAAGCAAAACUGAAGCAGCAGCAGAGCAAGGGGACCAGAAAGUCAAGAAGGUCCAAGAUGCUAACAAGGCUUGGGUGGCUCAAAUAGAAGCAACAGAUUUAGAAAUGGGAGCAUGUUUGGGAACACACACACACAAACACAAGCACAAACACAAACCAAGGGAGUAAAAAUAAAAAGGCUGGGGAAAUGAGCAAAAUGUCUUUCUAAAUUUGCCACAGUCCCAAAAAAUCAAGGCCCAAGCCUCAUAUUCUAAUUUUGCCUUCUUGAUAUGAAUAUGUAUUCUGCCCAUUGCAGAUGAUAGGUGGGAAAUUAUUUUACGUUGCCCUUCUCUUCUUCUGUCUUCCUGUUUGGGACAUAUCUUAUAAGAUGAAAAAGCUGACUUUUAUUGAGUCUUGAUCAGCUUUCCUUCUCAGCCUAAUGCUGGUCACUCUGACCAGCUCCAGCUCUUCAAACUCUACGUAAUGUUUUCAUGAAUCCCUUUAAAAGAAACCAAGACAAAAUCAUGAAUGACAGUACUAAUUACAGAUAUUGGCUGUAUCCAAUGUUAGCCUUACUCACAGCAGACCCACUGGAAUUAAUGAAUAAGACUACCACUUGUCCAUUAAUUUCAAUAGCGCUACUCUGAGUAGGACUAGCAUUGGCUACCAUCUGUGCAAGGUAUGUUCUCUGCUACAAGGACAGAGAUAUCUGUAUGGAGCUGGAAGUACAGGAGCAGGCGAGGCAUCCUGGGGAAAGAUAGUUCAACAGAGAGCAGGAGUAAGGGAGUCAUAGGGCCAGAAAGUAGCCAGCAGUCAUCUGGUGCAACAGUCAUGCACACUCACCAUCGACAAUAUAUAGCUUUCCUUCAUAUCAACUCACAUUGUCCAGAUUAUUUAUCUCAGAGAGGCAGCAGAAGAAACUAAGAAAAUGCACCACACCUGCAUUGCCUGAGAGCAAAGAAUAGUCUGUAAGAGCCAGACUAAAUGCGAGAACAGGGACAAGGAGCAGCCACAGGGAAGCCACAGGACUACAUACCUGGGUCCUUACAAAAUUUAUCCCUCAAAGUGGCUGUUAACUAUAAAAAAAAAACCAAGUGACAGUUAGCAUCCCAUCUGUGAAAUUAAUAAUUAUGAUAAUGAUGAUAGCAAUAAUUAUUAAUAAUAAUAAUAAUAAUAAUAAUAGACCCUAAAUCUGAUUGGGAUGGGUGAGCAAACUGAGCCAAGCUUUGGAUAGAUUGGCGAAUAGGUCAGAUGGAUGAGGAGCCAUGAGAGAAAAUCAAAUUCACUGAAUAUUCAGGACAUAUUUUUGGACUGGCCUUACAUUGAGAGUGGGAUGUGAGAGAUAAUAUGUUAGACAAGGCGCUUUGACCCAAUCAUGACAUGCAGGUAUACAAUGGGGGGUAUUUUUUCUCCUCACAGAGAUAGUCUGGGAUCACCUCAGAACCACCCAGUCAAACCACAUACACACAAAAAGAUAAGCUGCCUCAAAAUCUCUUGACAUUUUGAGCAGUGAUCUUAAAAAUCGGGGGGGGGGGGGGAUAGGAUUUCUAAGCACACUUGGGCCCAGCAGCCCAAAUCUCCACUCAAACACUCUUGCCCCAGUUAUAGGUAGGUAGCCGUGUUGGUCUGCUGUAGUUGAAAUAAAAUAAAAAAAUUCCUUCCAGUAGCACCUUAGAGCCCAACGAAGUUUGUUAUUGGUAUGAGCUUUUGUGUGCAUGCACACUUCUUCAGAUACCUUGCACACGAAAGCUCAUACCAAUAACAAACUUAGUUGGGCUCUAAGGUGCUACUGGAAGGAUUCUGUUUGUUUGUUUUGACUCUUGCCCCAAUUAUGCCGCAAUGCUGUGGCCUCAGCUACCUGCACAUGAAAUGAACACAACUCCCUACCCACACCUACUCGCUGGUUACUCCAUACUUCGAUGUUAACAGGUGGCCUGCUUUGCGUACUGGCUAGUGUUCGUUUUCGGUGGUUAGAAGACCGGAUUCAAAGCCCCCAUCAACUAUGAUGCUCACUGUGUGGCCUUUCUGUAUGUCCCUCAGUAAAUAAGGAGAGAGAGAGACUGAAGUUACUCUGAAGAACUAGGCACAAACAUUACCUGGGGUGAACAGGCUGGGUUACCAAAACUCUAACACCAAGCCUCUAUUUCAAAAUUUAGAUGAUAUUUAUUGUUAUGUAGGCCAUAGAUGAUUUUGCAGAUGUGCAGUUCAUGCGUCAUAGGUUUUGUAGUCCAUGUUAGACUGUAAGAAUAAGAAGAAAUAUAAGAAUAGUACAUCGGUACUACUGAGUAGAACCUAUGAGUCAGAAUAACUCUAAGUGAAGUGUCCAUGCAUGCUAAUACCUGCCACUUCCUGCCAUAUUACUAAGGACAAGGGAGACUUGGCAAACAAAUGCGAGCAGAUAGAAUCUAAAGGGGAAAGUGGAUUUUUAAAUGGCAACCCAUAGCCUGGCAUUAGGUCAGGAAUUAUCUGACCAAUGCACUAUGAUAAAAUUCCCACCCUGUAGGUUUCAUACAUUUCUAUCUGCAAUUACAGUCAAAUUUCGGAACAGGUAGCUUUGAGAUUUCUGUAGCCUAUGUUGAUUACAAAGGGUAUAGACAUUAGUGGUGGGUGAAGCUUGGGAAUGUUUUAUGGUGAAUACAGGGAUUGACGUCUCUCUCUCUCUCUCCCCUCACAGAGGUGACUGUUUCAACAAUGAAUGAUUACAGUGAUGAGAAAGAGGAGGAACUGGACCGCCUGUGGCGAACCAUCUUCAUUUUCUUUGUUCUCUUCCUCCUCAGUGUUUGUUAUAGUGCCACCAUUACACUGUUCAAAGUGAGUAGAGGGGAAGGGGUAUUAUAUAUCGACAUUUGCAUUUAAAUGGUGGAGGAAGGGAGGCAGCAUAAACACAUCAGGGAUAGAAAGACGAGAAAAGACAAAGGGAUAAUGCUGAGAUGUUUGUACUGUUAGUUGUAAAUUACUGAAUGGUUCUGUAGAAGAAUGAGCCUAUAACAUGACACGUAUACUGUGUCAAACAGUCCAUUCAAUAUCCCAUUAAAAUCAGAACGGGAUGAGGAAAAAUAUUUGACUUGUUGGUUGGAAAUACAAGUUAAGAGUAAUGGGAUGGGGAAAGAUGGCAAGGAAUGGUUUUAUGGUACAAUGCCCAAAGGCCAUAGUUCUUCAUAUGGAAUUUGCUCCUGCGAGAGGUAGUGAUGUUCAUCAACUUGGAAGGCUUUAAAAGACAAAUUCAUGGAAAAUAAGGUUAUCAUUGGCUACUAACUGCAAUGGAUAUGUUCUGCCUCCAUUGUUAAAGGCAGUGUGGCUCUGAGUACCAGUUGCUAGGAAUCACAAGUGAAUAGAGCACUGCUGGGCUCAAAUCCUGUUUGUGGGGCUCCUAUGGAAAUCGGGUUGGCCGCUGUGAGAAUAGGAGGCUGGGCUCCCUUUGACUUGAUGCAGCAAGACUCUUCCUAUUAUUCUUCUGUCAUGUUCUUAUGUGUUAGUGGUUUAUAAAUAAACACAUAAAUAUACCUUGCAAACUGUGACUGGAAAGGGAAGGGAACUAAGAACAAGUAGAUCUUGCAUGUUUUUCUUCUUCUGUACUCAUUCCUGCUGUAUGUCUUCCUUAUCCCCACUCUCACUACUUCCCACAGGUAAAAUGGCUCUUCUCCACUGUGAUGCUCCUGAAGAAGCAGUCGUUGGGCCCUGACUAUAAGAACGUUAGCCAAAGAGUGGACUAG
This is a messenger RNA of Podarcis lilfordi (Lilford's wall lizard), 13811 nucleotides long. Lineage: Eukaryota; Metazoa; Chordata; Lepidosauria; Squamata; Lacertidae. The record is from the annotation of a GenBank genome assembly.